GAGCUUAGUUGUCAGAAUAUGUCAAAAAUGUAUUACUUCAAAACAAACUGUAAUAGUUUAAACAUGAGAAAUUAAAUAAUAUUAUUUAAAAUAUUUAUGUAAUAAAAGGACUCAAUUCUCAGUAAAAAUGAAAUGUCAUAUACCAGGGCCCAACGUUAAAGUUCUAGGUAGAACGAUACAUGCCUUAGCAAGAUUCGGGGACGAAUUAUAUUUGGAAUCUUUGUCCGAUUGUAUACUUUUAAGGACUCUUAAUGCUGCUGAAAGUGCCUAUGCUAUGGUAAAAUUUAAUAAGAAUUUUUUUUCUUAUUUUAACUACAACUUUUAUUCAACUGAUGAAAAUGAAGGUCUAAAAUGCAAAAUAUCUAUGAAAUCUGCAUUAAAUACCUUUAAAUCUCCUACACAUAUGGAUAAACAAGUUGAAAAUCUUGAAAUAAAACUUGAUCCAGUAUCAUGUAAAUUAAUAUUCCAACUAAAAUGCAAGCAUGGCAUAGUUAAAACACAUUAUGUGUCCACAUUAGACUGUAAAGCUAUGCAAGCAAUUUACACCAAAGAUCUUGUGCCUAACAGGAUAACAUCUUCCCAAAGAAUGCUUACUGAAGCUCUUAGUAAUUUUCAAAAUUCAGAUGACCAGGUAACAUUGGAGGUAUCGUCUCAAUCCCUCUUAAUGCGUAACUACAUUGAUUCUAAUUUGGAUUUAUGUAAAAUAAUCAGAACUCAGAUAAAUAUCAAACCAUCUGAAUUUGAUAGUUACAUGAUAGGAACUGAAACAAUAAUCACAUUUACUCUCAAAGAGUUCCGAGCAUUGUUAGCAUUUGCAGAAGCUUUAAGCCUACCUCUCCAACUGCACUUUGAAGUGACCGGAAAGCCUGCAGUUUUUAUUGUACAUAAUGGAAGUACUUUCGAAGCACAUUUUGUGCUAGCAACAUCAAAACCAGAUGUGGCAACACAGGCUUCAACACAAGCUAGCUCUCAAAUAGAUAAGAAACGAAAAGAAAAUUUUAGUUCUCAUGAAAGAUCCGCAAAGAAGAAACCCCAUAUGGAUGUAGAAAUAAGAAAAUGUUUAGAAGAUGAUUCACAUUUAUUUAAUGAUAUUGAAGUACCAGAAGAUGUAUGCACAGAAAAAGGACAAAAUGUUAGCCAGGCACAUUUUGUUGAGCGAAAUAUGGACUGUGAUGAUAUUCCUGCCUCUCCAACAUCUCGGAUUAAAAUAAAAUCUGUAUUUAAAAGAUGCUUUGAAAGCACUUUUGAUCCAAGAAGUAUACAAGGAGUAGUGCUAGCUGAGAAUUCUGAUAGUGACUAAGUUCACUAAGCAAAUGUGUAAAUACAGAACUUUAAUAAUUUAACUGUUAUUACUAAUAAGUGUUAAACUAAUAAAAUAAUAAAAAUGAAAUAACCUUU
Vanessa tameamea is the source of this 1398-nucleotide messenger RNA. It is a transcript of the gene Rad9, whose product is annotated as cell cycle checkpoint control protein RAD9A. Bases 128 to 1300 code for a protein of 390 amino acids. The transcript is spliced from 3 exons. NCBI's taxonomy places the organism in Eukaryota, Metazoa, Arthropoda, Insecta, Lepidoptera, Nymphalidae. The record is from RefSeq and is a predicted model, not a curated record. Gene Ontology annotation, biological process: DNA repair; mitotic intra-S DNA damage checkpoint signaling; cellular response to ionizing radiation. Gene Ontology annotation, cellular component: checkpoint clamp complex.